Messenger RNA from Exophiala mesophila, 1575 nucleotides. RefSeq lists its product as uncharacterized. The coding region runs from base 520 to 1497 and encodes 325 amino acids. Gene Ontology annotation, biological process: pantothenate biosynthetic process. The transcript has a single exon. Gene Ontology annotation, cellular component: cytoplasm. Lineage: Eukaryota; Fungi; Ascomycota; Eurotiomycetes; Chaetothyriales; Herpotrichiellaceae. The record is from RefSeq and is a predicted model, not a curated record. Gene Ontology annotation, molecular function: 2-dehydropantoate 2-reductase activity.
AGCGCCUCGGACAUACCAGGCCCUCGGUAAGGCCAUGGUGGGGAUGGACCCGCCGUCGACCUGCGCUAUUCGUUCGAUGCUCUCGCUACCCCCCCUCCCCACCAAAGGAUUGGCAGGACCCUGAACUCCCUCACUGUAGACUUUUUGUGGCGCUCGAAGAGGGCUUCAACCAGCUGUUCACUACUGGAACCAACCACGCUCGCGCGCAUAUAGAAUGUGUCACAAUGGCAUUGAACAUUGCUAUUCUAGUGUUGGAACAUUGUCAAGAUACUUUAGCCAUGUGGUCAGGGCCCGAGAUCUAGAUCGGACUUAAGCGAAUUCAUCCCACCUAUUAACGUUGCGGAAAUACUCCGGCGGAUUCGGAGUGCCUGAUUGUGUCAUCUUCAUCACGAUUCCGCUGCCUCUGCUUGGAUCAUCGCCAUAGCUCGAGGAAGUGUCGGAUCCAUCACGCUGAUGAUCUCAAGAUAGCCUUAUCACACUUGAUGACCACUUGGGGUUAUCCUGCAGACACUGCCCGAUAUGACAAAGGCUCUGAUCUUUGGUACGGGUUCUGUGGGAUGUGUGUACGGAUAUAUCUUGUCCAAAGCCGGUGUCCAAGUGGUCACAGCGUGUCGAAGUAACUACGAAGCUGUCAACGAGGCCGGCAUCACCAUUCGUUCGGCGCUUUUCGGCAACAUUCAUUACAGGCCGACUGCCGUCCGCAACUUGGUAGAAGCCAACUCUCAUGGCCCCUUCGAUUACAUUUUGGUCUGCAGCAAGGCCUUCCCUGGCGUCAGCACCCAGAUCGAGAUAGCUGUUGGCGCCGAGACUUCCAUCGUGGUCGCCCAGAAUGGGAUCGGCAUUGAGGAAGAGUAUCUGCAGCGAUAUCCCAACAACACCAUCAUUUCCGGCGUCGUCUGGCUACCGACCGUACAAGUAGCACCAGGCGUCGUGGUGAUGGGCCCAAACGAACGAAUCGACCUGGGAACAUACCCUGCGAACGCGCCAGCCUCGGCCAAAGCCAAAGUUGAUGCUCUGUCGAAACUGUGGGUAGCUGGCGGAGGAAAUGCCCCAGUGUACGAUGAUGUUCAGGCCCGCCGCUGGUUGAAACUCUCCGUUAAUUUUGCCUUCAACCCUAUAUCAGCUUUGACCCGAUGUGACGGGCCCAAUUUCCUGCUCUCCUCCGAGGUCGCCGACGAUAUCAUCGUCAAAGUGAUGAGGCAAGUUGGCCAGAUCGCAGCGGCUGAGGGCUAUACCGACAUCACCGAAGAGUCCAUCCAGGAGAGGAUGAAAUUCCACCGGGCUCGGACGAAGACCGGAGGCAAAGAUCCCAGUAUGUUGAUGGAUGUGAAGGCAGGAAGGCCCAUUGAGGUAGAUGCAAUCUUGGGGAACACACUCCGAAUUGCGCAGAAGCAUAAUAUCGACGUGCCUUUGGUAGAAAUGCUGUAUGGGUUAGCCACUGCUUUGAAUUUCUCGAUUGUCAAGGAUGAGCGCUGGGUUCCGGUCCUCGUGGGCUGAAGAAACGAAAAUUUCAGCGGCAAGAGAGGCAACAGAAUAGAAGCAUCAUAUUCUUAGAAUUCAUCAAGAGCUCUGCAC